Drosophila rhopaloa is the source of this 3696-nucleotide messenger RNA. RefSeq names its product lysophospholipid acyltransferase 1 (gene oys). Gene Ontology annotation, biological process: lipid modification. Lineage: Eukaryota; Metazoa; Arthropoda; Insecta; Diptera; Drosophilidae. The record is from RefSeq and is a predicted model, not a curated record. Gene Ontology annotation, cellular component: membrane. The transcript has 7 exons. The coding region runs from base 305 to 2464 and encodes 719 amino acids. Gene Ontology annotation, molecular function: acyltransferase activity.
CCACACAGAACACACCGAGCGCCCAUCUCUAUUGCGUUUCGAAUAUUCCAUUUAUACGCACGGACACGAGAGAUCCGUUCCGAGCAGCCAAACACUUCCAAAUUGUUGCACAAAAUUAUAAGUGAACGUUCAGCGCGCUUCCCUCCGCCCACACGGGGACCUCGACCGUUCGGUGGUGCCCAGAAGAACCGUAAAAGUGUAGUGAAUCGCGAAGUUUUCCCAAUGAAGCACUGAAAUCGGAACGACCAACCGACAGCAACAACAACGCAACAGAAAAGAACGGAUAAAGAAAACAUACAGCAAAAUGAUAGAACCGCCGAAAUUCAUUGAGAAUGAUUGCUACAACGGCAGCCGAACCUUCACAUGGCUGGCGGAUAUGGUGGGGCUCUCCGUGGACUUGGUAAACUUCUUAAUCUGCCAAAUAUCGGCUCUCUUCCUCGCCUCGCUCUUCCGGUCCAUGCUGCAUCCUUCGAAGGUGUCCAGUAAGUUGCGUCACACGUUCGCCCUCUCGAUUGGCCUGGCCUUUGGCUACUUUUGCUUUGGUAAACAGGCAAUCCACAUUGCCGGACUUCCGGCAAUAUGUUACAUCGUCAUCCGUACCCAGGAUCCGCGCAUCGUGCAAAGAGCCGUCCUGCUGGUCGCCAUGAGCUAUCUCCUGGGCGUGCAUCUAAUGCGCCAACUCUACGACUAUGGAUCCUAUGCCCUGGACAUUACCGGGCCCCUAAUGAUCAUCACCCAGAAGGUGACCAGUCUGGCAUUCAGCAUUCACGAUGGAUUCGUGCGGCGGGAUGAGGAACUGACCAAGGCCCAGCAAUACCAUGCGAUUCGCAAAAUGCCCUCGGCCUUGGAGUACUUCUCCUACGUCUGGCACUUCCAGAGCAUUCUAGCCGGUCCACUGGUCUUUUACAAAGACUACAUCGAGUUCGUGGAGGGCUACAAUUUAUUGAGCAGUCCGUCGGGCAACGGUAAUCUAGACAGCAGUAAGAGAGAAGUAGUGUUGGAGCCUUCACCUACUAAAGCGGUGAUACGCAAAGUGGUUGGCAGUGUGGUGUGCGCUUUCAUAUUCAUGAAGUUUGUGAAAAUGUAUCCAGUGAAAGACAUGAAGGAGGAUGACUUCCUAAACAACACCAGCAUGAUCUACAAGUACUGGUACGCCAUGAUGGCGACCACCUGCAUACGCUUUAAGUAUUAUCACGCUUGGCUCCUAGCGGAUGCCAUUUGCAACAACUCAGGCCUAGGUUUCACUGGCUACGAUAAGGAUGGCAAUCCCAAGUGGGACCUGAUAUCCAACAUAAAUGUGCUGUCGUUUGAGUUUUCGACGAACAUGCGCGAUGCCAUCAACAACUGGAACUGCGGCACCAAUCGCUGGCUACGAACGCUUGUCUAUGAGCGGGUGCCUAAGCAGUACGGGACGCUCCUCACCUUCGCCCUCAGCGCCGUCUGGCACGGCUUUUAUCCGGGCUACUACCUUACCUUUGCCACCGGCGCCGUCGUUGUGACGGCUGCGCGCACCGGCCGGCGACUUUUCCGUCAUCGCUUCCAGAGCACCCAGGUCACGCGAAUGUUCUACGACAUCCUCACCUGUCUGAUCACACGCGUCGUACUGGGCUACGCCACAUUCCCAUUCGUUCUGCUUGAAUUUAUGGGCAGCAUCAAAUUGUACCUGAGAUUUUUUUUGUGCCUUCACAUCAUUUCACUAGUGACCAUAUUUAUUUUACCCAAGUUUAUACGCGGCGAACGCCGGGUUCGCUCGUCGAAUAACAGCGAAAGCUUGAAACUGUCGGCCGGCAAGGAUGCGGCGGCGACAAUGACCAGUGGGGUGCCGUCCACUGCAGCCGCCUUAACCGCUGGAAAUGAUCUCAACGAGGAUGGGGAGGAGGAUAAGCACGCUCAAUGUAAAGUCAACACGACAACACACCUGCAGCCAGCUGCUGCACUACACAACACGACCGAACAACAGCAAACCGAGCAACCGAGCAAUGUAAACCCCCGAUCCCGCCCACAGCUACAGCAAGAAAAGAAACAAAUGUCCAGGUGCGCCAGGGACGCCGUUAGCGUGCCCCAUGACCAGUGUGAGAUGGACCAGCUGUCCAGCAAACUGAAGGAGAAGAUCGAGGCGGAGACCAAAAACAUUGAGGAAUUUAUCGAUAAGACUGUAACUGAGACCGUCAGCGGCAUUGUGGAGUUUAAGAACGAUCUGAUGCGGGACAUCGAGUUUCCCAAGCUGAAGCUGCCCGGCAGCAACGGCACCGGUCCCUUGGAGUCCUCGACUGGUGGCGGUCUCCGAAAACGCAACAUAUCCUUUGUCCAUGACAAUGGCACAGAUCCUAACAAUGCUCCAUCUGACCUCCAUCCUUCCCUAGAGGAGAACGGCGCCGCCUUCCUGAAGAAGGAGAUCGAGGUGAUCAACGCGGUGGUACAGCAAGCAGUGCCGGCAGUGCUUAGCAAUGGUCAUGCAAAAUAGUGGCAUCGACCAGCAAGUGUGAGGAGACGGAACAAAACAACGAUGUCAAAGGUGCCACGACAGGGAUUGGAAGCGGUAAGGGGCAAAAAGGGGUGCUGUAUAUCUGAUUGAUUUAUUGACAGAUAAACUAAACUGAGAGAUUUAUACAACACGCACACGAUAUUCGCACAGUACACACACGCUCACACACAAUAUGCAGACACUUUUUGUUUUCACUUUGAACGGAGUGUUUUUAGUUGUUAGUCCUGAAGUACACAAAUUGUUUACACUAAACUAAGUGUCAAAGGCGGCGGAUUAGCCAAAUAAUAAAUAAAAUGUACUUUUAUAUUCAGUAUAUUUAUCAGCAGCCAAAACCUAUUUUCAAAUUUACUAAAUGUGCACCAAAACUCUAAUUGUUGUUAAAAAGAAACCUAUGUACGUUUGUAGAGGUUUGUUUGUUGAGAUCCCACAGUCUUAGGCGAAUAGUGUGUUUCAAAGCUAAUUUUUACUCAUGUUCACAGGGAUAAAACCUUGGACAAGAUCACAAAUUUGAUCCUUGAUUUAUUCAAGCAUAAAACGAGACUGCACCUUAAAUACUUAUUAACAAGUUAAUUUGACUACACUCCAGGAGAUUUGAAACGCACUGUUUGUCACAUGACUUUUAAUCGAAAACUUAUCCAUAUAAGUAUAUUAAUGUAAACCUGCAUAUGUUGAAAUAUUUACUAUAUAGUCUAUGUGCAAGAAACUAAACCAAUUUUCCAACAUCAGUACUAUUGUAGUUCAAAUCCCGCCCGAAGGAACGAUAACAAAUCAUCAGUGUAGUGUGUCAAGUAGAACCAAUGAUAUCCUCUACAAGAAAAAAAAGGAGAAAAACAGAAGUCAACCAAAUUUUAACUUUAGACUGAAGCUAUUGACAAGUAACAAGCAACAAAAAAGCAAAAAUCCAAGCAAAUCGUGUGUAGUUAAAGUUAGUUAGUAAGCCGCCAAGUUGUUUUUGAUAUUCAAUUUAAACCAAUUUUUGUACAACUGCGCGAGUGUGUCUGGAAUGUCCAGCUUGCUUCCACUUUAUAUGUAUAUUCUUCCCAACCUGGCAUUUUAGCUGGUCCACCUCUUUUUGUAAAUGUUCGUGUCCUCCACUUGUGGCUUCCUACUCCGUAGCUCUUAAGCAUGCACUUUAUAUAUAACCCUUUUUGUUUUACCCAUUAUUUUGUUAGUUCCAAUAAACGAUUUCGCCACAAAUCCUCACAUAUGAA